Molecule: messenger RNA, 1451 nt
Organism: Oldenlandia corymbosa var. corymbosa
Lineage: Eukaryota; Viridiplantae; Streptophyta; Magnoliopsida; Gentianales; Rubiaceae
Source: the annotation of a GenBank genome assembly
UAGAAGCCAACCAUUAAUUUUUUCUUCUCCCCUUUACUCAAUGACGAAGACACCAUCUCGAUCACUUGAACUCCCUUUCCUAGCAAACAGCCAAACACAACCAGUCUUCAUAUAUAUAUCCCAACUCCCACAACCCUCUAAUUCACACAUCCUCCUUGAUAUCAUUCUUUUUUAGUCUUUGAUCCCAAAUUGAGCCCUUUUUUUUUUUCUGUUUGGAAAAUGGAUAACAAAGCUAAUAAUGGGGAUUGGGAAGCAUUCGAUGAAGAGGACGCUCUUUCUUUAUGCAACCUCACCAUGCAAGAAGAUUACUGCAACAACUCAUCAUCAUCAGCCCAUCAAAGCCCUAUAGCCAAUGAUUUCUUCGAGUUCUCCAAUGAAUCAUCCAGCCUCAAUCAUGAUGAUCCCAAUUACCACAGUGCCCCUGAUGUCAUUUUCUGCGGUAAACUCAUGGUUCAGGAAGAUGAAGAACAAGAAGAACUUAACGAAUACCAGAAGAGAGAUUACUUGGCCAUGGUCAAAUCCAAUUCUUUCCGUAAGCCUUCAUCUCGUUGUUACGAAAGCAAUCACAAAGAAGUUGAAGAAGAUCCCACUAAUGAUAAUAACAAUAAGUCAUUAAGGUUUUCGGGUUCGAAAUCUCAGAUUCAGAAUCAGACCCAUUCUUCUUCCCCGUAUCAUCACCAUCAUCGUCAUCAGGUUCAGAAAGUCAACAUAAGCUCGUUGACUUCGAUGUCGGCCAAGUCCCGGCGAAGGAUGUUCAUGUUCGGCCCCGUGAAGUUCAAGCCGGAGAUGGAGCUGAGUGCUAUCAAGGAGCGCCAAGGCAAGCGUCUGACCACCCUUCUGUCGCCUCCCACGGUGCUGGACGGCGGAAAGGCGGUGGUCAACGACGGCCGGAAGAGGGGUAGCAGCGGCAGUCACUGGGGAGUGGUGAAGUCGUCGCUGAGGGGGAGGGCCCACCUGAGUAAUGUGUUGACCAGGUCGUUUGUUUUUGGGUGCAUUCCUGCCGGUAUGGUUGGCGCCAACGGAGGCAACUGGGUCAAAGUCGCCAAUUAGUGCUACAUUGCCAAGUUUGUAUUACGAUGAUCUACUAUUAGUUAGUGCCACAGGGUUUAUUUGUAAAUUAAAGUAUUCUUCUCAUCUAAGAUAAAUACAAGUGGUUCUGUGAAUCAUAACUCAUGACGGGUUUUCCCCUAAUUUGUUAAGAGUUUAUUUUGUGCAUUAUUUGCGUGAUCAUGUUUAAGGAAAAGAAAAUGAUAAAAAGUAGUACUAUAUUCUCCGUCCAGAAAAAAAUAAAAAUAAAAAUUGAUCCCUUACUAAUAAAAAUUGAGUAUUAUUAUUCACGGAUAAAGAGAAUGAAUACUAAUACUUAUAUUUCGUGUGCGGGAUCAUUUGCUUCAUGUAUAUGCAAUAUUAUUCUUAGCCUAUCACACCGUGGAGUAUACCUUCAACAACAA